AUGGAGGUCUUACAGAGUGUCUUAACAAUAUUCCGAAAGAACUGCCAUUAUAGAUUUCACCAUUUCUGCGAGGAGGAGAGGAUUACACAUCUAUGUUUUGCGGAUCACCUAUUUUUACUUGCGCACGCUGAUGUUGAUACUAUUAACACUAUUGAAGGUGCACUUAAUUACUUUUUUGAUAUUACAGGUUUAAUGAUUAACGAGGAUAAGAUUUCGGUAUUUUACGGUGGUGAUGAUGAUGAUACAAAGGUGCAAAUUCAAAACAAUAUGGGCAUUAGCGAGUGUUUAUUUCCGAUUCAGUAUUUGGGGAUUCCAUUAACGGCUAGACAAAUUCAGAUUGUUCAUUGUAGACCGCUCAUAAAGAAAGUCAAGAACGUUAUCAUGGUAUGGGCGGUGAAAAAGCUUUCUUAUGCGGGCAUAAUUGAAUUGGUGGAUAACAUUGUUAUGGGAUUCAUUGGCUAUUGGUCUCAACAGAUUGUCCUCUCGAAGAAAGUUAUGAUUCUUAUGAAAGAGCUUGAGACCUUGAUACAUAAUUUUAUUUGGGGCAGCUAA
Impatiens glandulifera is the source of this 552-nucleotide messenger RNA. RefSeq lists its product as uncharacterized. Lineage: Eukaryota; Viridiplantae; Streptophyta; Magnoliopsida; Ericales; Balsaminaceae. The record is from RefSeq and is a predicted model, not a curated record. Bases 1 to 552 code for a protein of 183 amino acids. The transcript has a single exon.